GGCCACAUUUGAGUUCCAUAAUUUAAUUUGAUCUGAUCUCUGCAAAAAAAAACAAAAGAACCAAUCGAUCAAUCUUCAAAUUCAUUGAUCUUCGAAAGAGAAGAAAGAAGAGAUUAGCAAAGGAAACAUGGCAGGCUUCAGCGGCGACGAAACUGCUCCAUUCUUCGGCUUCCUCGGUGCCGCUGCGGCUCUCGUCUUCUCCUGUAUGGGAGCUGCUUAUGGAACCGCAAAGAGUGGAGUGGGUGUGGCUUCUAUGGGAGUUAUGAGGCCUGAACUUGUGAUGAAAUCCAUUGUGCCAGUGGUUAUGGCUGGAGUGCUUGGAAUUUAUGGGUUGAUUAUAGCUGUUAUUAUUAGUACUGGAAUUAACCCCAAGGCUAAAUCUUACUAUCUCUUUGAUGGCUAUGCACACUUGUCCUCUGGCCUUGCUUGUGGCCUUGCUGGUCUCGCUGCUGGGAUGGCUAUUGGAAUUGUUGGUGAUGCUGGAGUCAGGGCUAAUGCUCAGCAGCCGAAGCUGUUUGUUGGUAUGAUUCUUAUUUUGAUUUUUGCUGAAGCUCUUGCUCUCUAUGGCCUCAUUGUGGGUAUCAUCCUCUCAUCCCGAGCAGGCCAAUCUCGUGCUGAUUAAAAUGAAGCCUAAUCAGUGAUAUCUGGUAGUCCAUUAUAAUUUUAGUAUCUGGCUUGUAUUUGAAAUGAGAAAUAUUUGACUUUAGUAGAUUACUAUUAUUUCAUUUAUUUUAUUACGCAAACCCUGUAUCUGAAAUCCGCCAGUUUAUGGAUUUUUCAUUUGGAUGGCUGCAUAAUGAUGUGAUACUUGUUUGUUCGUUGCACAGACACACUGCAC
Molecule: messenger RNA, 838 nt
Organism: Gastrolobium bilobum
Lineage: Eukaryota; Viridiplantae; Streptophyta; Magnoliopsida; Fabales; Fabaceae
Product: V-type proton ATPase 16 kDa proteolipid subunit
Exons: 3
Coding region: 128-622 (164 amino acids)
Biological process (GO): proton transmembrane transport
Cellular component (GO): proton-transporting V-type ATPase, V0 domain
Molecular function (GO): proton-transporting ATPase activity, rotational mechanism
Source: RefSeq, a predicted model, not a curated record